This is a messenger RNA of Phoenix dactylifera (date palm), 1108 nucleotides long. RefSeq lists its product as uncharacterized. Gene Ontology annotation, molecular function: ubiquitin-protein transferase activity; zinc ion binding. NCBI's taxonomy places the organism in Eukaryota, Viridiplantae, Streptophyta, Magnoliopsida, Arecales, Arecaceae. Gene Ontology annotation, cellular component: membrane. The record is from RefSeq and is a predicted model, not a curated record. Gene Ontology annotation, biological process: protein ubiquitination.
GGAGAGGGAGAGGGAGAGGGAGAGGGAGAGAGCGAGCGGAGAGGGAGAAUUUUAGGGGGGGAGAAGUUUAGAGAGAGACAGGGAGAGAUGUCGGACGAGGUGGUCGUGAACGUCGACAGCUUGGUAGCCAAGGCCGCAGCGGCCCUUGAGGCCGGGAAUGGUGCCGGCGGCGACGGCGGAGUUGGCAGCGGGGCCGCUGCUUCGCUGAUGCUGGCGCCGGAAGGCGGAGUUCCGGAGAUAAAGAUCUUCAUCGAGAGCCCGGGGGCUAGCGCCAGCGGAACCAAGAACGACAGCGUGGUGCAGUGCAAAAUUUGCCAUGACGAAGGGCUGGAAAGCGAGAUGGAAACGCCCUGCGGCUGCGCUGGUACCAUAAAGUUUUCACAUAGGAAGUGCGUCCAGAAAUGGUGUGAUCUCAAAGGAGAUAUUAUUUGCGAAAUUUGCCACCAGGAAUAUCGCCCAAAUUAUUCUGUUGCUCCAGAGAGUGAGACUAACCGCAGAUCAAAUUUGGACUCCAGGCUCAAUAAUGCACGUUUUCUGGCCUUUUCUGCUGGUGCUGAGAAUGAUUUCGUGCCAUCAGACUCUGAGGAUGAGGAAAGUGACCGUGGCGUCAGCUGCUUCAGAUCUGCAGGCUUCGUUGUGAUGGUGCUUCUGUUUAUUCGCCACCUCUUAAUGAUUAUUGUCGACACCGGACUCGUGCAGGACCCAUCAUCAAAGUACUUUAAAAUGUUUGUUGAUUUCGCUGGCUUUCUUUUGCCAGCCUAUGUGCUCCUAAGGUCACUUUGCCUUAUCCAGUGGCGUCGAUGGCGUCGAUGGCAUCGGGUCCGCUACUGAAGCAGGGGAGACGGGAAAUUUCUGAGUGUAUGUGCAUGUUUACUUUUGCUCUAUGCUGGUUUAUCUGCUGUCCUUUGGUUGCUUCGUUUUGUGGUUGGUUGGUUUUGUUGUUGGUUGUCCUGUGGUUGCUUGGUUUCUGUUAUCCACCCUUGUUGAGCUUGUAAAUGCUGCUCUCUUGAUAAAGAGAGAUGGUGUAAAUAAGGAGCAGAUACUGGAACUCCCGUAGUUCAUUGCACCAGUUUAUAUUAUUUCGUAUCAUUUUCCUUGGACCAUGGAA